AUUUUUGCUUUUUCACUUUAGGGAGCCACAACCUUUUUUUUUUUUUUUUUUUUUUUUCAUCAUUGACUUGUUGGCAACUAGUUUUGAUCAUCGGGUGGUAUACAAAUCACUAUUCUAUUCCACUGGGCUGGAGACCAAAAACCAUGCACGGAGCAUGAUCACUUCUAGCUGUCGAGGAACUAACUGUGUCGGGGUGACUGGGAGAGCUUCGUUUGAACAAAACUUGUACAUCUCAGGCCGGAUGGAGGCGCUUCUACGCGCUUGCGUCCUGCUGCUGCUGUGCGCAGGUUCUGCUUGCUUGCAACCAGCGGACGAGAAAAUGGCGGCCCGGCGGCUUGCGGAAGGCCGGCUGGCGGGCUCCGUUAUUCUCCCGUGCGAAUUCUCCACGGCCCCGGCUACGCCCGAGGACGACGGCGAGUUGAGGGUCAAGUGGACCCGCGAGGAGGCCGACGGGGAGAGGGUGGUCCUGGUGGCCCGGGGGGCCGCGGUCAAGGUGGGCCCCGACUUCGUGGGCCGAGCCUCCUUGUCGGGUCAAGGGUCCGCAGCGGGCGAUGCAGGCCUCAUCCUCGUCGGGCUCAGGGCCGCAGAUGCCGGACGCUACAGCUGCGAGGUCACGCGAGGGAUGGAGGACAGGCGCCAAGGCGUCACCCUCAGCGUCACAGGUGUGGUAUUCCCCUACCGUGCCAAGGGCAUCCGCUACUCGCUGGACUUUGCAGCGGCAGCAGAGGCGUGUCUGUCGGUGGACGCGGUGGUGGCCACCCCCGAACAGCUGACGGCCGCCUUCCACGACGGCCUGGACCACUGCGACGCGGGCUGGCUCGCUGACGGGACCGUCAGAUAUCCCAUCGUGCAUCCUCGCUCGGGUUGCCAAGGAAACCUCAACUAUAGAGCGGGCGUGCGCACGUACGGUGCGCGCUUAGCCACUGAGAAAUACGACGUCUUUUGUUACGUGGACAAACUUGAUGGCGAGGUCUUCUACUCAUCCUCCGCGGGCAGCGACAAGCUCACCCUGCAGGAGGCGGCGGCCGAGUGCGGUCGGCGUGGCGCGGCGCUGGCCUCGACCGGGCAGCUGUACGCCGCCUGGGCGGCGGGGCUGGACCGCUGCGACUACGGAUGGCUGUCGGACGGCAGCGUCCGCCACCCCGUCAACGUCCCUCUGCCCCAGUGCGGGGGCGGCCAACUGGGGGUCCGCACACUCUACAAGUACUCUGACCAGACGGGCUUCCCGGACCCGUGGGACAAGCACGGAGCAUACUGCUACGAAGCCAAGCUUCCAGAGGUGACGGCGACAAGUCCAUCCAGCGUCCAGGAAACAUCAAAGCCUCAAACCACACCCGCCGUCGCUCGAGAUGACAUCGUCGCAGAGCGUGUCACGGCGCGAGCGGCGUUGGCCGACGUCACUCCAACGCCACCUGUCGAGGACCGGAGUGUCAUGCGUAAAACGGUCUCGGUUUUCAAAGAGGAAGCUCCGUUCUCAAGCACCGAUCGAUCGUUGGCACCACCCGGUGGCGAGUCGCCAGUCCACGUCAUUGUCGUCGACGUGCAGGACAAAAAUCAAUCAGUCGAUCGCAUCCUGCAGCUACUCAAACAGCCUGCGGGCGGCUCCGUCAACUUCCCGCGCUUCACCGACCUCUCGCGGUCGGUCGGCGAACUGGUCCACGGCAGCGGCGACGCCGAAGAAUCUCCCUUGCCGACCGUCGGUUUUGUGGACAGCAAACACAAAGUGACUUUUGACCUGACGCUGCCCGAGGAGGCGCGAGGGGAUCAGUUUGAGACCGCCGCCCCCAUUCGGGUGACAGUGGAAGAGGCGCGCGUGACGUCAUCAGGAGAAAAGUCCCGCACGACAGAUGUUCCCCCACUAAGAACAGCCCCCGACGCGUCGCUCGACAGGACCAUUGAGACAAAAUUCAGGGGCACAGAGGGUUCCGCUUCCGAUGAAGGUGACGCUGAGACAGAGGAGGCACCUGUGCUGUCUCCCAUGAUGGCCGGCGGAAGGCGAGCGGAGUCUGAAGAGGAGUGGCCGUCGGGAGAGAGGCGGGCUUCUGGAGAGUGGGCCGCUGUCAUUUUACCCACAGCACUGGAUCCGGUGACAAUAAAAGCACCGGACCAGGGCUCCGCCCCAAGCGUGCGGGAAGACUUCACGUACUAUGGCAGCGAGACGGCGGAGGCCAUUUUCAUCAAUGGCACAGAUGAUAGCCCGUGCGCCAUCAGCGUGUGUGAAAAUGGCGGCUCUUGCUACAAACGUGGCUCGGACAAGGUGUGCGUGUGUGCGCCUGGAUACGCCGGGGAGCGCUGCCAAACUGAUGUGGACGAGUGCCAGUCCAACCCGUGUCUCAAUGGCGCCACCUGCCUGGACGCCGUGGCCGGCUUCUCCUGCCUGUGUCUGCCCAGCUACGACGGGGACCUGUGCGAACGAGCCAGCGGAGACGGCCUCCGUUUUCAGAACCUGGCUCGGCUACGGCGGCCUCUUGGGAGUCCUUCUUUUUCAAGGCCCGUCAACUCUUAAGUUUGGACAUCUGCUUUAGUCUUUUUUCCCAAAUCUGUCGCUAAGUGACCACACCCAACAAAAGAAUGUACUACGUCUCUUCCUUGCAAUACACAUGAUCUUUAGCAAUGUCAUUUGAGCAAAAAAAAAAAAACUUCUUCAUUCAUUUCAAAUGGCACGUUCGACCAAACAUUGCUUUUUCAUUUCCCAUCGUCACUUUCGGUAGACUAUUAGGCCCAAAGAAAGAAAUAAAACUGGAAGGAAUUCAUACACUCCUGGCCAAAAAGUAUUGGCACUCCUGCAAUUCUGUCAGAUAAUGCUCAAUUUCUCCCAAAAAAUGAUUGCAAUUACAAAAGCUUUGGUAGUAAUAUAAUUAACUGAUUUUGCUUGCAAUGAAAAAACACAAAAGAGAAUGGUGGUGGUGGUGGGGGGAUCUUUUACACAAAACUCCAUAAAUGGGCCGGACAAAAGUAUUGGCAACCUUUGAAAAAUCAUGUGAUGCUUCUUAUUUGUGUAAUUAACAGCACCUGUUACUUACCUGUGGCACAUAACAGGUGGUGGCAAUAACUAAAUCACACUUGCAGCCAGUUAAAAUGGAUUAAAGUUGACUCAACCUCUGUCUGUCCUUGUGUGUAUCACAUUGAGCAUGGAGAAAAGAAAGACCUUCGAACUGUCUGAAGACUUGAGAAGCAAAAUUGUGAGGAAGCAUGGGCAAUCUCAAGGCUACAAGUCCAUCUCCAAAGACCUGAAUGUUCCCGUGUCUACCGUGCGCAGUGUCAUCAAGAAGUGUAAAGACCACGGCACUGUGGCUAACCUCCCUACAUGUGGACGGAAAAGAAAAAUUGAUGAGAUUUCAACAAAAGAUUGUGACAAACAACCUCGACUAACAUCCAAACAAGUUCUAGCUGUCCCGCAGUCCAAGGGUACAACAGUGUCAACCCAUACUUUCCGUCGGCGUCUGAAUGAAAACCGACUCUAUGGUAGGAUACCCAGGAAGACCCCACUUCUGAACCAGAGACAAAAAAAGCCAGGCUGGAGUUUCAAUUAUGAAAUAAACACAUGUUCAAAUACAUAAAGAAAUGUUGAAAUAAAUAAAUAAAAAGUGAAAUAAAUGUUGAAAUAAAUAAAAAUUGAAAUAAAUAAAAAGUGAAAAAAAUAAAUGUUGAAAUAAAUAAAAAUUGAAAAAAAUAAAUAUGAAUUAAAAUAAAUACAAAUCAAAAUAAAUAGUGACAUUAAUAAAUUAAUGUUGAAAUGAAUAUUGAAAUAAAAGCACAUUUAAUAAUUUAUUUAAUUGUGUAUUCAUUUAUUUCAUUUUUGCACUUCUCAUCCUCCAUGGGACUAGAACUAAGUACUGUUAACGCGACUUAAAGGGAAAAAAAAAAACACGACUGGAGACAGAAUGGCGGACGAGACUUCCCUGUCGUAAAGUCACAUGUUUCGGGUACGUUGGGUACCUUUAAUUUAAUAUAACGAGAAAAAAAGUAAUGUUACAUUGUGUAAAUUAUGGAACAUUAUGCCUGGUUUUUUUUGUAAUUUGACACAAAACUACAUAACAAUCCAACUUUUUUCCUCAUAAUAUUAGGCAAAAUUAUUAGGGCUGUCAAACGAUUAAAAUUUUUAAUCGAGUUAAUCACAGCUUAAAAAUGAAUUAAUCGUAAUUAAUCGCAAUUCAAACCAUCUAUAAAAUAUGCCAUAUUUUUACCUAAAUUAUUGUUGGAAUGGAAAGAUAAGACACAAGACGGAUAUAUACAUUCAACAUACUGUACACAAGUACUGCAUUUGUUUAUUAUAACAAUAAAUCCACAAGAUGGCGUUAACUUUAUGAACAUUCUUUCUGUGAAAGGGAUCCACGGAUAGAAAGACCUGUAGUUCUUAAAAGAUAAAUGUUAGUACAAGUUAUAGAAAUUUUAUAAUAAAACCCCUCUUAAUGUUUUCUUUUUAAUAAAAUUUCUAAAAUUUUCAAUCAAAAAAUAAACUUGUAGCCCGUCAUUGUUGAUGUCAAUAAUUACACAAUGCCCACGGGUGCUGAAGCACAUAAAAUCAGUCGCACCCAAGCGCCAGCAGAGGACGACAUAACUCCAAAAAACACAAGUAACAGGUGGACAUUGCACUAUACUGUCAUUUUAAUCUGCUUGAGCGGGGCAUGUGCGUUAAUUGCGUCAAAUAUUUUAACGUAGUUAAUUUAAAAAAAAUAAUUACCGCACGUUAACGCGAUAAUUUUGACAGCCCUAAUUAUAACUAUUCACCAUGUCCUAUUUUUGAUCUUUUUUGGGGAGGAGGGGGGGGUCCAUCAUAGUCACUGAUAACACCCACAAGAAAUUCUCCAUUUACGCCAAUUGACUUUCAACUCAAGCCCACAAAAAUAAAAUCUCUAAAAAAAAUCUCUAUUGGUGGUUGCCAAAAAAUCAACAAGGAAGUGACCUGGAAUUUCCCUCCGAAUCAACAGUAAGUUACCCAAAAUCCAUGGGAGUUAACUGACCAACGUAAAAGUGUUCCGCCGCAGUUACUCCGGUAACGGCAGAGUAGAUGUGAGUUUCCAUACAGUGGCUGAGCGUCCGUCCGUU
Corythoichthys intestinalis (scribbled pipefish) is the source of this 5049-nucleotide messenger RNA. RefSeq names its product versican core protein-like. The coding region runs from base 155 to 2506 and encodes 783 amino acids. Gene Ontology annotation, biological process: central nervous system development; cell adhesion; skeletal system development. Gene Ontology annotation, molecular function: calcium ion binding; hyaluronic acid binding. Gene Ontology annotation, cellular component: perineuronal net; synapse. Lineage: Eukaryota; Metazoa; Chordata; Actinopteri; Syngnathiformes; Syngnathidae. The transcript is spliced from 12 exons. The record is from RefSeq and is a predicted model, not a curated record.